Molecule: messenger RNA, 1261 nt
Organism: Desarmillaria tabescens
Lineage: Eukaryota; Fungi; Basidiomycota; Agaricomycetes; Agaricales; Physalacriaceae
Product: short-chain dehydrogenase
Exons: 7
Coding region: 249-1139 (296 amino acids)
Molecular function (GO): oxidoreductase activity
Source: RefSeq, a predicted model, not a curated record
CACGUGUGUCGCGAACAAAUUUGGAUAUAUUAGAGUGAACCGUACAUUCACAUCUUGCACUGAAGGUUUGUAUACCUCCUGACGCUCCCGACCAGUAUACGGACCGCUGGACGGAUCUAUAGCAGGAUGAAUCUAUGAUCCUACGUUCCUUCGUCAAUCCCAUGACGGUGUAUACACCCGGUUCCGGACCGAUCGUUGGUAUUAUAUAUCCUUGAUUCCGGGAUUCAGCUCUAUCUCGCCUCCCUACUAUGUCUUCCAUGAAGUUCACAUCGCGAAAUCUCUAUGACCUCUCCGGCCUCGUGGCUGUCGUUACUGGUGGCGGAACAGGAAUAGGAUACAUGAUCGCGCGAGGACUUGCAGAGAACGGAGCCAAAGUGUACAUCGCAGGGAGAAGGAAAGAGGUCCUAGAUAAAGUCGUGGCGAGUGGGUCUAUAAAUGGGACAGUGGUAGCACUGCAGAUGGACGUCACGGAUAAGGAAAGUAUACUCUCAGCAACAAGGGUGUUGGAGGAAAAGGAAGGAAAACUGCACAUUUUGGUUAACAAUGCCGGCCAAGUUGGUCCCAUGUCCGAAUUCUUCAAUCAGAUGGAUGCCCCAGAACACAAGGACGCUGAGACACUCGGCAAAGCGAUGUUCAACGAAUCAAUGCCAGGAUGGUCGGAUCUCUAUUCCAUCAACGUGUUCCCCAUCUUUUUCGUCACCAUGGCGUUCUUAGGGCUGCUUGAUAAUGGGACAAAGGAAUGCGCGAACACCCGCCCAGGAUACACGGCCAGUGUCAUCAACGUUACAAGUAUCAGCGGGUUGAUGAGGCUGGCACAAGGAUCACGCUUAGCGGCAUGGCAGUUCGCAUACAACAGCGCCAAAGCCGCUGCAUCGCAAUUGAACAAAAUGCUAUCUACAGAACUUGCGCUUAAAAACGUACCCUCUCCUGGACCGUACGAGUCGGAGAUGACGACCGAUGUGAUCACACCCGAAGAGGUGGACAGUAUCGGGAAGGGCGUGUCGCCUGUGCCUGCGAAGAGGGCUGGGAAAGGCGAGGAGAUGGCGGGUACGGCGGUUUACCUGGCUUCGCCGGCAGGGGGGUAUAUGAACGGGCAGGAACUCGUUAUCGAUGGGGGCUAUCUAGCGGUAAACCCAUGAGCUUAGUCUGCGGGGAAAGUAGUUGGCAGGCAGAUUGCUAGUGCUAGAACCAGGCAAGUAAAAUUGCAGACGUGUAUUUUUGUACUUUUUUAAUUACUCCUCUUACACACCUUGUGCACUUU